This is a messenger RNA of Cantharellus anzutake, 1608 nucleotides long. RefSeq lists its product as uncharacterized. The transcript has 6 exons. Bases 66 to 1406 code for a protein of 446 amino acids. The record is from RefSeq and is a predicted model, not a curated record. Lineage: Eukaryota; Fungi; Basidiomycota; Agaricomycetes; Cantharellales; Hydnaceae.
GAAUUGACGGAGUUCUCUGGCCUCAGAGGUGUACUAAGUUACCAUCGUGUUGUUUCGUGCAAGAAAUGCAACUAGUUCUGGUCCCGGAGGACAUCUUCAUAGCGUUUGGGAUGUUCUUGUCCUUUGGGGAUGUGUUCUCAUUGAGACUCUGUGGUUCAAAGCAUUUAUACGAGCUAUCGCUUUCGAGGACGUUUUGGAGCGCAUGGAUUCAUGAGAACAUUGUUAGAGUCGGACUCUGGUCGCCAGAACGCUUCCUUGGUUUGCUUGGUUUACCGCAAACCGAAUUGGAGCGCUUGGCCCUUCGGACUGUUUGCAUUUGGCACGAUCAGCAUAAACUUCCUACUUUGCACCCCAAGCGUCUGACGAGGAUCCGGUAUGAUGGUGGCAUCAUAUCUUGGGUCACACUUCACGCUGGUCGUUGGGCCUUCCUCGCGUCAAGUGGAGGCCAUUUAGAGCUUUGGGAUAUCCUCGCUCUCCAUCGAUAUAACGUUGCACUUGACUUGAAAGGGGGUUGGGUGUAUUCGGGACUUGUUCAUGCAACUAAAGAUGUUGAUAAACAUCUACUCGUUCUUUCGUCAAGCCUUCAGAAAUCUUACCUAGUGCAGUGUGUGCUGGACAAAAAUCCCGCUUUCAUCCCCUUGAGGAUAUAUGAAGGUUUAUCAAAACCUCUUGCUGCCUCCGGGAACCUUGUUCUAUUCGCAGACUCGACCACACCGCAAACCGCGGUCCUUGCCUCAUCAGAAGGUGUAAUGUGCUCUCUGAGUUUGUUGGUGCACGAUACCGCCCCGCAACUUGCACAGUCGGCUGUUUUUUGCGAGUCCAACGUUUUUAUCUUCAAAUCUUCCGCUGUCUGCGUCUAUGAACACGACAUGAUCAGUGACCCCUCUGUUUACGUGGCACCGAAUCUUUGCAUAAACCCGAAACACAUCAUAGAACUCAAGUCCAGGCUCUUUCAAAUUCAACCUUGGGUUGGCGAGAACUUGAACCAUCCUACUAUCCACUUAGUCGCACGCGACGAAGGAGAAAAUUUUUUGCUUCUCCAGUUGAAGGCUCAUGAAGACACUGGCUUGAUGACCCUAAGUCGCCCCACUGAAGAGGUGCCAAUCCGGUCUGUGCCGUUAGCCUGCCGCAAUCUCGCAAUGACUUCCAGUUGUAAAGCCUGCGUUUUCUCUACCGAGGAUGAACGCCACCAAACUUCAACGAUCGUCUCCUGCAUGCUGGAAGGGGAUCGGAUCGGUCGACCUCGAAUUCUGUGGCAGCUGCCUAGUUCGAUCAACUGGUCGGCCGGCGUGCAUCUGUUGGCAUUUGACGAUGUUAUUGGCAUGAUGGCCGUGGGUACAGUCGAACCUGGGCAGGGUAAUAUGUGGCUUGUUGAUUUCGGGGGAGGAUUCAGUGUUUUCCAUUGACAACAAGCCCCCCCGGAGAUGAAGGAUUCAAGUAUAGCAUAACGAUCCCUCGGACUGCCACACGGACGACUCUUCAUCCCUGCCAAUGACUCGCUUUCGCACUCACCCUAAUUUUCCCCUUUAUUCAAUUCGCGUCCACUGUACGCAUCGACUCCCAUGCCUUCAUCCGUCACGCCAUACCCACUAUCGGCUUAAUUCACAU